Messenger RNA from Triticum turgidum subsp. durum (durum wheat), 1725 nucleotides. NCBI's taxonomy places the organism in Eukaryota, Viridiplantae, Streptophyta, Magnoliopsida, Poales, Poaceae. The record is from the annotation of a GenBank genome assembly.
AUGGACGCCAAGCCGAUGGUGGCCACUGACCGUGGCGAUGUCAAGAAGUUGAAGGAUCUGCUGAACCAGGAGGAUGCCAUGGCGAUGGUUGUGGUGACGGCGACGAGCAAGAAGCCUCCCGGGGAGGACCAACCCCCUGCCGGUAACAUUAUCAACCCCCUACUUCUGGCAUCUGCGCGUGGGGGCUCCUGGGAAGCGCUGAAUCUCCUUCUGGAGAGGGAAGACGCAAAAAAGCCACAAAUGAUGGUUCCUACUCGCAAGUUUCUUCAGUUGAUAGCGAGAAGCAGCAGCGCCCAGGGAAGAAUCCCGGUGUCAGCUGCUGGUGAUGUAGAAGAGGGCGUCGACGACCAGCCUGUAUCUUCGGUUGCAGCUGGAGCACUCCUCAAGGGCCUCACCCCUCAAGGGGAUACUGCACUGCAUGUGGUCACCAAUGGAGGGGGCCGAAAUUUCUUGAAGUAUGCGGGCAUCAUCUGUAACAGGGACAAGAGAAUCCUGUUUUCCAGGAAUCACAAUGGCGACACACCGUUACAUCGUGCUGCCAGAGUUGGGCAACCCAGAAUGGUUUCUUAUCUCAUUCAUCUAGCUGCUCGUGAAGGUGCCGACACGAAGCUCCGGUUUUUGAGAAUGGAAAAUAACCGUCACGAGACGGCCCUCCACCAGGCUGUACGAUUUGAAUACGGUAGAGGUCUGCGUUAUGAGGAGAAGGAAGCAUUUAUUGGUGCUGCUGACCCCGCCAGAGAAGAAAAGAAUAAGCGUGACGAGAUAGGGGGUGUCCUAAAUGAAGACGGUAAAAGUCUGGGUGAUGCGGAGGGCACACCAGAAGAAAGGAAUAUUGUGAAGCUGCUAAUGGGUGCUGAUGCCGAAUUGGCUAAUUAUCCUGCAGAUGGUGUUUCACCCUUGUAUCUAGCCAUCUUGCUGGGGAAGAGUACCAUUGCACUGAUUCUAUAUCAUAUGAGUCGUGGCAAUCUCUCCCAUUCCGGAGCAGAUGGACAAAAUGCCUUGCAUGUUGCGGUUCUUCGGGACCGAGUGAUGGUAGAGUUCCUAGUGCAUUGGAACAGAAGCCUUACUGCACAAGUGGACAAAGAUGGGAGCACGCCGCUUCACUUUGCAUCAUCGGUGUACUUCCGGACUGGCUCGGAUCUGCGUUUUAUGUUCCUCCGCACUCUCCCUUGGUGUCGUUUUGUAUGGAUUCCCUGGGGAAAAAAGAUACACGAUCUAGUAUUCAAUGCGAACCCCGCCGCAUUGUACCAAGCUGACAAGGACGGAUAUUUUCCCAUACAUGUGGCUGCCUCUGUAGGUCUCAAAGAUGUCGUGCAAUUCUUCUUUAAUGAUUACCCAGAUAGUGCCGGAUUGUGUGACGCUAAAGGAAGGACGUUCCUUCAUGUUGCCGUCGACAAGGAAGAAUUUGACAUUGUCUCGUAUGUAUGUCGAACUCCAUCUUUAGCUUGGAUUCUGAAUAUGCAAGACAAUGAUGGGAACACGGCAUUGCACUUAGCUAUCGAGGCUCGGAAUUUCAAGAUUUUUUGUGCUCUAUUUGGGUCUCGACGGGUAUGUCUGAAUCGGAUAAAUAACCAAGGGGAAACUCUCCGUGAUCUAGCCAAAAGUAAGGUUCCACACGGAAUAAGUUAUAUAGAGAACCCUGAGUGCAAAAUACACGAGGUAUUAUGGCGUGCUGAAACGAGCACGGUGCCCUUCGAGAGGAUAAGCUUCAUGAAAGAUACAUGA